AUGGGUCAAUACGGUGUAAUUCUCGAUGCUGGCUCUUCGGGCACCCGCGUGUACAUCUACAAAUGGAAAGAUCCCAGCAAGGCCCUCAAGCACGCUUCUGCCUCCGAUGCCCACGUACUACCAAAGCUGAAGCUCCACAAGAGCAAGAAAAUCCAUCCGGGAGUCUCUACUUUCGCUGAGAACGUCUCUGCUGUCGGGCCCGAUCACUUGAAAGCGCUAAUCGACACCGCACUCGACGAGAUACCAGCAUCCCAGGUCGCCCAGACUCCCGUCUUCCUCCUGGCAACCGCUGGCGUUCGAUUCCUGCCCAAACACCAGCAAACUGCGUUGCUACAAGGCAUCUGCACAUAUCUACAGGCCAACACGCAGUUUCUACUCCCCGAUUGUGCGAGCCAUAUUCAGGUCAUCUCGGGCGAGACCGAGGGCUUGUACGGUUGGAUCGCUGCCAACUACCUCCUUGGCGGCUUCGAUAACCCCGAUGAACAUGCGCAUGGAAAAGGCCACCAUACCUAUGGCUUCUUAGACAUGGGCGGUGCGUCGGCACAGAUUGCCUUUGCGCCAAACGCAACCGAGACGGCAAAGCACGCGAACGACCUUAAGUUGGUUCGACUGCGACGGCUAGAUGGCUCUCCAAUGGAGUACAAGGUGUUUACGGCUACGUGGCUCGGUUUUGGGGCCAACAAGGCACGGGAACGAUUCGUCGACAGCUUACAAGAGCAAUACGGCAAAGCGAAAGGCGACAUUCCGGAUCCCUGCCUGCCGAAAGGCUUGCGAACCUCUAUCAAGGGUGAUCCUCUUGGCAGCAAGCAAUCAUCCGAUGUUGCGCUGGUUGGAACUGGCAUGUUUGAAGAAUGUCUGCGUAAAACCUACCCCUUGUUGGGUAAAGAUGUCCCAUGCGAGGACGACCCAUGUUUGCUCAACGGCCAGCAUGUGCCCGCCAUUGAUUUUGAUGUUAACCACUUCAUCGGCGUCUCUGAGUACUGGCACACAACACAUGGCGUCUUUGGUCAAGAGAGCAAAGUCUACGACUUGAUCGCAUACGAGCAGGAGGUUAAUGCAUUCUGCAGCCAGGACUGGUCAGUAAUUGAGAAUGGGCUUGACAAGAGAAAGAAGACGAUGGAAGAGAAGGCAGAGAAUGCCAGGGAAGCCUGUUUCAAAGCAUCAUGGUUGAUCAACGUGCUAUACGAGGGCAUUGGCAUCCCGCGGAUCAGCCUUGGUGACAUUCCCGGCACAAAAGUCAACAAAACUAAAGGGGCUGUGGAAAAGGCGAAAGAUAAGGGGUUUUUAGAUCCCUUCCAGCCCAUUGACACGAUUGGGGGCGUUGAGGUCAGCUGGACCCUGGGCAAAAUGGUUCUCUACGCCGCCGGACAGAUCCCCCCAAAAGACUCAGCACUUCCCGUUGGAUUUGGAAGCAAUACAGGAUCAGAGAUGCCCUCCGACUUUGAACUUGCCGGGUCCAAGCCCUUGUUUCCAGGCUCUCAUGACCAUGACGACGACGAUGACGACGACGAUGACGACGACGAUGUUCUUACAAGUCGGUCUUCGCCUGUCUCUAGUUUGUUAGUGCUAAUGUUGGUUCUUCUUUUUAUUGGCUAUCUCCUAAAGAAAACAGAAUGGGGGCCAAGAGUGAUGGGCAAGUUCCGCCGUUUCCGGAAGGCCAGGAGCUCGUCCUUUGUGAGGAAGCUUUUUGGCAGAAACCCAACCAGUUAUGAACGGAUACUAGAGGAAGGCGAUGCUGCUGAGUUUGAACUUGGAGGCACAGAAUCCGACGAAACCGACGGCUCGGACGGUGGGGAAACAUCAAGAUCUGCUAGAAGUCAUCGCCUGUCGGCAUCAAAAUUGAGCCUUGAGAGAUUCGACGGCAUGCGGCCUCCGUCGGUAAUGGACAGGCAUGGGCUCGUUGUGCGGACGGAAAGCUGUGAACGGCUUGCACCGACUCUUCAAAUGCUGAACGCUGGCCGUCGCAGCAGAGCCGGAAGUCCGACGCGGUUGAAGAAUUCUAUAGUGAUGCCGCAGGACAGCUAG
This is a messenger RNA of Trichoderma virens Gv29-8, 2025 nucleotides long. RefSeq lists its product as uncharacterized. NCBI's taxonomy places the organism in Eukaryota, Fungi, Ascomycota, Sordariomycetes, Hypocreales, Hypocreaceae. Gene Ontology annotation, cellular component: membrane. Gene Ontology annotation, biological process: nucleoside diphosphate catabolic process. The record is from RefSeq and is a predicted model, not a curated record. Gene Ontology annotation, molecular function: nucleoside diphosphate phosphatase activity. The coding region runs from base 1 to 2025 and encodes 674 amino acids. The transcript has 2 exons.